CCUGUGGGAGGAGAGAGAGCUGGGCCCGGCUGGCCGCAGCAGGCAGAGCGUGGGGAGCAAGUGGGUCCAGGAGAACACCGUGUGCUGUAGCAAAAGCAGCCUGACGAGGUCAACAAAGCCGCUUUCUGGCUGUUCUGCCACCCCAGCUGAGCUCUCGGGACCUUCGGGUAGGACCUGGGCAGCCUGAGAAAGGCUGGAAGAAAUGAACGACAGGAUCAUGGCGCGACUCUGGGGGCUCCUGGUGCUCAGCUUGUCCUGUCUGCAAAGCCCCUGCUCCAUGUUCUCCCCCGUGAGCACCACGGAUCUCCUGGGCCAGCAGCCAAUGAGCGAGCAGGCCCAGCAGAAGCUGCCUCCACUUGCUCUCCUCAAGUUGGGCAACCAGGAUCUUGGUGGCCACGCUACCCUGGAGAGGUCCCCGGGAGUCUGCAAGAGUCCCCCAACUGCAGAGGAGACUCGCAGGCUGUCUCAGGCCAUGAUGGCUUUUACUGCUGACCUGUUCUCCUUGGUGGCCCAGACAUCCACCAGCUCCAACCUCGUCCUGUCACCGCUGAGUGUGGCCCUGGCACUCUCUCACCUGGCACUAGGUGCUCGGAACCAAACGCUGCAGAGCUUGCACCGAGCGUUGCACGUGAACACAGGAUCCUGCCUUCCCCAUCUGCUGAGCCAUCUCUGCCGGAACCUAAGCCCCGGGACAAUCCGACUGGCUGCCAGAAUAUACCUGCAGAAGGGGUUUCCCAUCAAAGAGGAUUUCCUGGAGCAGUCGGAACGGCUCUUUGGUGCAAAGCCUGUGAAACUGGCUGGAAACCAGGAGGAAGACCUGGCGAACAUCAACCAAUGGGUGAAGGAGGCCACGGAGGGGAAGAUUGAGGAUUUCCUCUCUGAGCUGCCAGAUAACACCGUGUUGCUUCUCCUCAAUGCCAUCCACUUUCAUGGUUUCUGGAGGACCCAAUUUGACCCAAGCCUCACCCAGAAAGACUCCUUCCACCUGGACGAGCAGUUCACAGUGCCCGUGGACAUGAUGCAGGCACAGUCGUACCCUCUGCGCUGGUUCCUGCUGGAGCAACCUGAGAUACAGGUGGCUCAUUUCCCCUUUAAGAACAACAUGAGCUUUGUGGUCAUGAUGCCCACUCAUUUUGAAUGGAACGUGUCUCAGGUACUGGCCAACCUGACCUUGGACACUUUGUAUCAUCCCUCACUGAGGGAGAAGCCCACCAAGGUGCGGCUGCCAAAACUUCAUUUGAAGCAGCAGCUGGACCUGGUAGCCACCCUCGGCCAGCUAGGCCUGCAGGAAUUGUUCCAGGGCCCAGACCUGCGUGGGAUCUCUGACCAGAGUCUGGUGGUGUCUAGUGUACAGCAUCAGUCUACCAUGGAACUCAGUGAGGCGGGCGUGGAGGCAGCCGCAGCCACGAGCACAGCCAUGAACCGAAUGUCUGUCUCCUCCUUUGCUGUGAACCGACCCUUCCUCUUCUUCAUCAUGGAGGACGCCUUAGGCAUGCCCCUCUUUGUGGGCAGCGUGAGGAACCCCAACCCGAGUGCACAGCCCCAGCCCCAGGAACAGCAAGAUUCCCCCGACAACCGGGUCUUCCGGCAUGAAAAAGCUGACUUUCCCGGAGACAAGACCUUUGGUCCUGAUUUGAAACUUGCACCCCCCUUGGAUGAUGAUUACCCCCAGUUUAGCACCCCCAAGUGAGGAGGGGCCCUGGGCAGCAGCAUCCUGAGUCCCCGUCUGGAUCAGCCUCUCAACUCCUGUGACUCUUUCCAACCAGCUUUGUGGGAUAGGGUGGGACCUGGGGAGGCAUUCUCCAGGGAAGGGAGCCGUUCUCUUGCAGUAGGCUCCUGGGGAUAGGAGGCGGGGUGGGAUCUGGGAGAAGGCAGGCGAAAGGAAUCUUCAUUUCUUCCAAAGGAGUUCAGAGGGUGACCUUUUGUGGGAUGGGCACUCGUGGAUACAGUUCCGGCUAGAGGUGUAGGCAGAAGCAGGAGGCCACCUUUAGACAUGUCCCCAGACACCCUGAGCUCAGACACUGUCCUUGGUGUUGUACUCCAUGGCUGAAGGUUGACCUCCUCUGACUCUGUUGGACCUUGCUGAAGACCUCCAGGCCCCCACCCAUGUCCCACCACCCCAGUCACCCCUCUGGUCUUUGGAGAUACCAACACUGCCAGGACCCCCCUCCUUUCCUCUCUCUUGUCCUCCUCUUCAGGAAGCUCAGGGGCUGAGGCAGGGAGGGGCCUCUUUAGCUCCCAAGACUCUUUUGUAAAGUUUUUGUAGUGACUUUUAUGCCACCUGAAUAAAGAAUGAAUGGGCCGGG
This is a messenger RNA of Peromyscus leucopus (white-footed mouse), 2306 nucleotides long. It is a transcript of the gene Serpinf2, whose product is annotated as serpin family F member 2. The record is from RefSeq and is a predicted model, not a curated record. Gene Ontology annotation, biological process: negative regulation of fibrinolysis; negative regulation of endopeptidase activity. Bases 203 to 1690 code for a protein of 495 amino acids. Gene Ontology annotation, molecular function: serine-type endopeptidase inhibitor activity. The transcript is spliced from 11 exons. NCBI's taxonomy places the organism in Eukaryota, Metazoa, Chordata, Mammalia, Rodentia, Cricetidae.